AUGGCUCGGCCAAAGGUUGCGCUGAUCACAGGUGGAGCCAGUGGAAUGGGUUUAGCCGUUGCAGAAACCCUGUCAGCUCGUGGCGACUGGAUAGUGCACAUCCUGGACGUUAAUAAAACUCGAGGAGAGCAAGUAGGCCGUGACGUUCCCCGAGUUUUCUUCCACCAGGCUGAUGUUACCAAUUAUGGGAGCCUCUCCGAAGCUUUCAAAAGCGCCUUUUCCCAUGACAGCUGUCUGGAUUUCGUUUUUGCAAACGCUGGCAUAAUUGAGCGAACCAACUUUUAUGCUCCGCAUCCAACUGAUGAGAAUUUUUCUGCCCCUCCAGAGCCAGAUCUCCUGUCAAUUGAUGCAGAUCUCAAGGGAGUGAUUUUCACAACAUAUUUGGCCCAGCACUACUUCCGCAUCUCAUCUCAUGGGAGACUCGACGCUAGCAUAGUGAUGACCGCAAGCUGUGGUGGGCUUUACCCGUCAUUUUAUUCCCCGCUCUAUUCCGCCGCAAAAUUCGGGGUAGUAGGAUUUAUGCGAUCAAUUGUCCAUUCCUUCGGCACGAACGGAGUGCGCGUGAACGCUAUUUGCCCAGGAAUCGUACGCACCAAUCUAGUCGACAAAGUAGGAUGGAACAGCUUCCCACAAAACCGCUUCAUUGACCAGGAAAUAAUAUCUCAAGUUGUUUUACAGCUUGUAGAUGGCGGCAAACAGGCGGGCCAGGGCAUGACUGAUACCAAAGGUAGAUAUUUUCCAGCCUCAAAACUGGCCGGCCUUGCGGUAGAGAUCUCAGACGAAGGCGUCUAUUUCAGAGACCCACAUGAAUUCUGUGACGAUGGAAUGCGAGAGGUAAUGACGGCGACUGUACUUGAAAAUCAGGUCGGGGGUAUUCUACAACAGAACUAG
This is a messenger RNA of Penicillium taxi, 891 nucleotides long. RefSeq lists its product as uncharacterized. The record is from RefSeq and is a predicted model, not a curated record. Bases 1 to 891 code for a protein of 296 amino acids. The transcript is spliced from 3 exons. Gene Ontology annotation, cellular component: cytoplasm. NCBI's taxonomy places the organism in Eukaryota, Fungi, Ascomycota, Eurotiomycetes, Eurotiales, Aspergillaceae. Gene Ontology annotation, molecular function: oxidoreductase activity, acting on the CH-OH group of donors, NAD or NADP as acceptor.